CCAUCCCGAUCGGAGGAUGCAGAGGUUGCGUAGGUAGGUAGGUAGACAUUGCGGGAUCGAUUCGAGGAGUGGGGGGUCUUGUGUUGGUCUUCGGAUGUGGAUAUAUAAACCUCGCUCCCAGGUGCCGUCGAGGAGCACUUUUCUCUUUCACUCAGCAAAGACACCACCCAAGCUCCUCCUCUCAGAAGAAAAGUCUUUCCAAAGAACGAUAAACCUACCAAUCAACAUGUCCUACACCAUCAAAGUGCGCGUCAACCAGUCCAGCGAGCGCUUCCGCCUCGUCGAAAGCGGCGUCUGGUACUAUGCCAACGGCGGCACCUGGACGGUCGAGUCCAACGAGCAGCUCACCCUCACCAUGGGCGGCAGCGGCACGUCCGGCAUGGUGCGGUACAUGACCGAGGCCGGCAAGGAGGCCUUCUUCGUGGCCAUGGGCGUGCACAACUACAAGCCGUGGGUGGACAUUGUGACCGGGCUGGGCGACGACAUCACCUGUGUCAAGGCGCUGCCGGAGUACUAUGACGGGAGCAGCCAGCGGUCGAAGAGCAGGGAGGAGCAGAAGACGAGCGAGAGCAUCCUGAAUGCGCAGAGCAGGACUAUUGCGGCGGAGUUUACGAGUGCGAGCGGGCAGAACUUGGAGCUUGCUAUCAACAUUGGUUGAGGGGGGAUGACAUGGUGCGAGGAUGGGUGGGAAGAUGGAUGUGUGAGGAUGGGAAGAGGGUAUAAAGGACUGGAAGAGUCAACGUUCAUUACCAUGAUAAGCGUGUAUCUAUCUAUCUACAUUCGCUACCAAUCCAAUCGAAUCUAGGAGCA
Molecule: messenger RNA, 810 nt
Organism: Pseudovirgaria hyperparasitica
Lineage: Eukaryota; Fungi; Ascomycota; Dothideomycetes; Acrospermales; Acrospermaceae
Product: fruit body lectin
Exons: 2
Coding region: 227-658 (143 amino acids)
Source: RefSeq, a predicted model, not a curated record